Messenger RNA from Hyphopichia burtonii NRRL Y-1933, 1496 nucleotides. RefSeq lists its product as uncharacterized. The record is from RefSeq and is a predicted model, not a curated record. Gene Ontology annotation, molecular function: histone acetyltransferase activity. Gene Ontology annotation, cellular component: SAS acetyltransferase complex. The coding region runs from base 109 to 1428 and encodes 439 amino acids. The transcript has a single exon. Lineage: Eukaryota; Fungi; Ascomycota; Pichiomycetes; Serinales; Debaryomycetaceae.
GUAAUACUUUGAAUAGAUAGAACUAGUGCUUCAGAUAAGUGGAACCACAAGAUUCUCAUAGGUGAAGAUUGGCAUAUUGAAAUGUGCAUCUGAGCUUUACCCACUAGUAUGUCUAACGGAAGGGAAAGAAGACUACGGUCCAAAGAUGAGACUAAUAAACCAGUUCAACAAACGUUUAAUUUCGAUAAUAUAAGUCCACUCUUGUUCAGGAACGAGGAAAUAAAAGUUAAUGAAGGGAACAGCUAUGAUGAUUUAUACAGUUCUUUUGAGGAUGUUAAUUUCCCAGCAUCUCAUAAAACUAGCAAGUUAAUUAAUUUGAAGGUGAUUGAUAGAUUAUUACCCCGAAGGAAUAAGUCAAAACCGGACCCACUCGCUGACUCAAACUAUGAGGCCUUUCAUAAGAAGAUGAAAAAAGAGGAGAAGAUUAUGAUGAAUUCGGAAAGGCUCAAGAUUAUGUCUGAGGUCGAUAACUUACGUUCUCAGCUUUCUUUGAUGAAGCAGUAUGACUGGGUUAGGCAUCUUCCCAAAAUCACUUAUAUCAGAGAUAUUCGGGAUUAUGAGGAACUUCUGCGAAAGCGUCAACUCACUAUUGAUGAAAUCGGCCGUCUUUUGAAGAAGCACGAUGAUUGGAGGAGAAGACAAGAGGUUUUAUUGAAUGAUAUAAAGAAAUAUGAUCAGGGUAUUGAUUCUGACGAUGAUGAUGAAUCCAUUUUAUCCAUUCCUAUGUCGACCUUACAAGAGAAAAGAGAGAAAGAGCGAGUUUUGAGGAAUGGCCCUAUUAUAAGACUAGCUUUACACAAUGGGUACGAAAUACUCAUGAGUCCGUAUGCCAUCCCCAAAAUUGUACUAGCUGGCACCGACGUAUCUUGCGGCCACAACCCAAAGAAAAUCGAUCCAGUUAAAAAGGAGCAGCAUAAUGAAUUAACCAAUUCCCAUGAUCACUCAAGUAAGAGGAGGCUAAAAAGAAAAAGCUCAAGUGAUCAUCUAGAACGAAAACCUUUGACAAAAAGAAAGUACCAUCGAACAACUUUAGACAACACAUCACGAAAUGUAUCAGAACAUGAAGAAAAGGCUUUCGAGCUAGAUAGUCAGCCUCUCCCUGACAUGUCAGACCUUGAUGAUGAAAUACCAAACCAGGAUGAUGGCUCCUCGGAGGGUGACCCCCUUAUAUUCACCGAAUUUUUAAAACCUAUUCCAAAGAGGAGAGGAAGACCCAAGGUCUCACUGCCAUGCUUGGUGCGUCUUAAUCCUCAAAGUCUUAGAAUCGUCUCUGACAAGCAUGAAGAUGUUGCUUUUGGUUAUGCAUUCCCCAAAAUAACAGAAAACGAUUUCGAACGAUCUCUACCUCUAUGCUGGAGAUUUGAUUUGAAACAGGUAUCUAAAAUUGGAAAGAAUGAUUUGAGAAAGAAGUUGGGAAGAAUAACCUGAAGUCUCUCAAAUUAUAUACGACAAUCAUAAUAAAGGUAUCUUGUACUAUAAUUUUUAUGAGAUUAAAC